This is a messenger RNA of Penicillium bovifimosum, 1191 nucleotides long. RefSeq lists its product as uncharacterized. Gene Ontology annotation, biological process: DNA repair; reciprocal meiotic recombination; meiotic DNA recombinase assembly. The transcript has 5 exons. Bases 1 to 1191 code for a protein of 396 amino acids. The record is from RefSeq and is a predicted model, not a curated record. Gene Ontology annotation, molecular function: ATP binding; ATP hydrolysis activity; four-way junction DNA binding. Gene Ontology annotation, cellular component: replication fork; Rad51B-Rad51C-Rad51D-XRCC2 complex; Rad51C-XRCC3 complex. Lineage: Eukaryota; Fungi; Ascomycota; Eurotiomycetes; Eurotiales; Aspergillaceae.
AUGAGCAUCAGCAUGGACCUUCUCGGUCUGGACGGUCUGGAGGGGUUUGAUGCCGAAGACGCGCCACCUGUGGUUCCAAUCUCAGCAUCACAGUCCUUGAACGCGUCUGCCGCCUCCCGUGACCCAAUCCCGACGGGUCUGCCGCGUCUGGACAAGAAUUUGAAUGACCUCCCGGAGCAGCCCAAUCAAGGCGGAAUUCUGCGUGGACAUAUUACAGAAGUAUUUGGGCCCCCAGGAACCGGAAAGACCUCGCUGGCGCUGAGCAUCGCCCGCAAUGCACUGCGCGAUGGCAAGGUGGUCUGGAUUGAUACGGACUGCCCCUUACCCAGUCCCCGACUCGAGGAGAUGUCCUUAAACGUCGAUGAUUUCAUCUAUUUUCGGGCUCAUACGCUGGCACAUCUUGUAGCCCUGCUUGCUCGUCCACCGAAAGGCUUUCCACCCCCAGAAACAAAUCUGCUAGUUGUCGACUCGGUGUCGGGUCUAUUCCCGGCUUAUUUCCCCAGCUCGAUAGAGCUCAAGGAUCAGUUCGCCGAGGGCAAGAUAGCCGAUAAAGCACAUCUGCAAUGGCUGCUCAGUCGCAGGUGGAAUAUUGCUAGCGAGUUAGCUACGCACCUAGCCAGACUCGCUGCGAGAAACAUCGCUGUGCUGGCUAUCAAUCAAUCCCACACAAAGCUCCAGGGCGAACCCCAUGCGACUUUGCAGCCGCUUCUAUCGGGAAGCGCGUGGGAGGCCUGCGUGCAGACCCGCAUUGCCGUAUAUCGUGAUCUACCUGAUGAGCGAUGUGCAGACGUUGAGAAGCGCGCGGGUAAACCAUUAACAGAACAAGAGGAGGACCUGAGCAUUGCAUUUUGUGUUGAAUCGGAUGGACUCUAUGAAACCGAGAGAAAGGAGUUCCUAUCAUCUGAUCCUGUGACCCCACCGCCCAAGUCCCCUGACUUUGAGUACUAUGAUCCUCCAACGCCGACUCCCUCGCCUAUAUCCUCUCUAUUGUCCUCGGCGCCACCCACUCCUGAAGUGGAGUCUCCGAAACUACCAUCGCCCAAGCUGGUCCCCCCGGAAAAGCCUCUGCCAACAUCAAAUAGGAAGCGGAAGAUGGACGAGGUGGCUGAUAGCCAGGACGAGGAUGAAGAUUCAGGGGAAGAAGAAACUCCCUGGACAGGCGAGGCAACACUGAACACGAAUCAACGAUGA